AUGGUUGUGACUGAAGAUAGAGAAGAUCCAGACAUUACCCCUCUAAUGCGGUGUCGCAAGGAGAAUGCGCCGCAAGGGUCAGCAAGUGACCUAUCAUUUUUGCAACGCAUAGUAGAGGAGAAGGGGAGAAGAAAAAGAGAAGAAGUAGAGAAGCAAGAAAAGAUGUUACGAGCACGCCAAAUCAUCGCAUCAGGCGAUUUGGCAAGAAAACUUCACGAUGAGGAGGUGCACCAUAACAAUGCAAUAUUGACAGAAGAAGAAAGAAGAAAGCUCGAGGAUGAGCAACGCAUAUUGCUUGCCUCGGAGCAGUUUGAAAAAGAGAUGAGAGAAGAGGAAGAAGAAGAAAAGAAGAAAAAAGAGGAGAAGGAAAAAUGGCGCAAGGCCAACAUGCAGCGCAUAAGAGAAACGAAAAGAAAAGAAGUUGCAGAAUGGAAAAGGGAAAAAGAAGAGAAGUGCAAGGAACGGGAACGCAAACAAAGACAACAGUCCCGCCUUGCAUUGGCUCAAGAUAAGGGCAAACCAAAAGUUGGAAGCAGCGAGCUUGCACCAGCCAGGAGGCGCCUAUUAACAAAGAAAGAGAAUGAUGAUAUGAUGAUGGAGAUGGUGAGGGCCUUUUAUCAUGGCCGGCUCCAUGACACCAAAGAUGCGGUGAUCAUGAAAGGGUGGACAGUGCCAUUUAGCGCAAGGGACAUCAACGAACUGUAUAAGAUGAAGGACAUCCUAGAUGCACCGGGUAACAAAAUAAUUGAUGAUCCCGAAGAAGCACACAUGGAAGAUACGCUGAGAGUAUUAAUACAAUCGGGCACUCAGUGGUCGGUAUCUUUGAAAGUCAUUAAGACCCUUGCGUCCAAUAAGCUGCUUCCAGAGGCACGUCUCUGGGUUUACUUGGUAAAACAGCGACUCAUCCCAACAUCGCAUAAUAAAACAGUUUCAUGCAGCUGCUUGCUUAUUCAUCCACAGCACCAUUCCAAAUUCAAACUUCCAGAUUUCAUAACUUUACUUCUACCACUCGUUUAA
Benincasa hispida (wax gourd) is the source of this 1017-nucleotide messenger RNA. The record is from RefSeq and is a predicted model, not a curated record. Lineage: Eukaryota; Viridiplantae; Streptophyta; Magnoliopsida; Cucurbitales; Cucurbitaceae.